Messenger RNA from Malurus melanocephalus (red-backed fairy wren), 4201 nucleotides. RefSeq names its product family with sequence similarity 174 member B (gene FAM174B). The record is from RefSeq and is a predicted model, not a curated record. Bases 31 to 441 code for a protein of 136 amino acids. The transcript has 3 exons. Lineage: Eukaryota; Metazoa; Chordata; Aves; Passeriformes; Maluridae.
CGGAGCCGGAGCAGCCGGAGCCGGGGCAGGAUGCGCCCCACCGCCGCCCCGCUGCCGCUGCUGGCGGCCUCGCUGCUGCUGCCGCUGCUGCUGCCCGCCGCGCCCGCCGCCCGCGGUAGCCUGGAGCCGCUGCCGGGUAACGCCAGCCGCCCGCCCGCCGCUCCGGGCCCCGGCAACCACAGCGGGGCCCGGCUCAGCCCCGUGCCCGCGAUGCUCCGCGAUCUCUCCGCGCUCAAAGCCGCCGUCAUCGGGGCCUGCGCGCUCACGGCCGCGCUCAUCGGCUGCCUCCUGCUCCGCGUCUUCAGGUCUGGCAAGAGGAUUAAGAAGACCAGGAAGUAUGACAUAAUCACCACCCCGGCUGAGAGGGUAGAAAUGGCUCCUCUGAACGAGGAAGAYGAUGAGGAUGAAGACUCGACAGUGUUUGAUGUGAAAUACAGGUAAAGCAGCUCCGUGGAUGCCCUGCAAGAUGUCAUUCUGCUGUCGAGGGACCUGCUGAACCCAUAACUGUGAAAGGGGAGGCUUUCAUCUCUGCAGCAUUAMAACCAAACCAAGCCUCACCUCACCUCCUCGAGGUGCUGUUUGUACAGCAGGCUGUGGAUCUUCUGACUAAAACAGCACCGUUUGGUUUCCUGGUGUCCCGACUGCUGCGUUGGAAUGACCAGAGUUCCUCUUUGGAAACUCAGCUCUCUUGCUUUAGGAGGGCUGCAGUGUCACCAAAGCAUGACAAGKUGCAGCUCCUUACAGUUUAAAUAAGUUUUAAGGAGGAGGAAGACAAGGAAGAUUAAACUGAGCUGCCCCAAGGACUUAUUUUCUAAAAUCCUAACUCGACACUUCAGUCACUGUUAAACUUUGGUCAUUGUUAAACAGAUCGUGUGUUUAAAAAAAAAAGUAUUUUUGGGCCUUACAGAGGUGACUUAGGACUUUAGAUGGUAAAAUGUAAGCCAUGCUGAAAUGCCACACAAUGUUUGGUAUAGGGUUUURGGUGGGAAAGGGUUUGGAGGUUGACCUGUGUAAGAAAUUUUCUUGACUUGCUACUGAUUUUUUUUUAAACAACAAUUGCACUAAGUUUUCAUGAUGYCACUCUCAUUGUCCCAAGGAGCUCUGAUCAGACCAACUUCACUUAUUGAGAYCACAGGGAAACAGGAAGAAUCAGGCAUGCUCUAAACUACAACAAUCUUGGAUUAAAGAAGAUAUAUUUUUGUAAUUUUCUGCCCUUCCACUGGGAGUAAAACCAGUGUUUUGUACUGUCCUGUGCUGACUGUUAAUUGUCUACAAUUCAUCUAUAUUACCUUUUUCUAAGGAAAGUAAGUGCUCAUGUGGAAUGAUUGGAUUGCAGAGAGAACAURUCUUAUUUUUCAUGGAAGCUUCAUGUAAGCAAUCUUAUUCUCUAUCAAACUGGAARUUUUCCCUUACUACCUGCUUGACAAAGCUCAUUUAACUCAAGGACACAUUUGUAACCGUAGCUCCCUGCCGUGCUUUGUGCUGCAGAGGUCAGAGCUGUGGGAUGACMCUGUGGGAAUUGGAUUGCUGCAUCUGGAAGGGUCUGGUUUGGAGACCACAGGCAUCCCAACCUUCCAGGCCAGUGGUGGAAAGGGCAAACCCAACUGGGUUAGUUUCUUUACUUUGUGGUUUUCCUUUAGAGUAACCACAGAUGCAGUUCAGGCUUUACUGUUUACUGCACUCCUUAACACCUUCUAUUUUGGGUGUUUAAGCUGGCUGGAACCUUGCUUUUCUUGGGGAAAAGCAUCUUUUCCAAUUGUUUUAGGAUUGUCCCACUGUUUGCUUGACCCUCUCCCAGCCCUGCAAUUGCAAUCCCUCAAGGAUUCUGCUGUUUCUGGCAAAGCACCAGCCUUGCAGCAGGCUGCCACUUUUGGGAUUUUUAUCUUUUCUUUUAAAGCCCUGUUGAGAUUUGAGGCUUGUUGAGAACACCAGACUGCUUUGUCAUGAUACCACGACCUGUGGCUCCCCUCAGCCUUUCAGUCAGAUAAAGGAGGUGAAGGGGAAUUUUUCUCCUUUCCAGCAGCUUUGUGGAUUCAUCCCAGCAGCUGCCAUACCACAGCUUGCUUUCCCUAGCUGUGACUCAGCAAAGGCUUUGCAGACAGCCAACUCAGCCUGGAUGGAAAAAUCCCAAAGCAGACUGUUGUGUUAGUAUUAAUCAUCAAGGCAAUAUAAAAUGCUCUGUUAUUUUCAUUCAUGGAACAGUUUGAGUCAUUCAGUGCCACUGUUACCAAGCAAUAUUUGACAUGUCAGAUGGGCUGGGCAGGUUGUUCUGGCUGGAGGAAGCACAGGGAGCAGAGAAUGGAACGAUGCUGCAGGCUGAGGUGAGSUCUGGAGCUCUUUCCCUGCCUUGGUUAAACACACCUCUGGAUGCUCCAGAAGGAAAUAGUGUUUUUCUUCAGGCCUGCAAGACUGURAAGGCUGGGAAUUGAAUUUCUUGGGCAGACCCAGCCCUGUAGAAGUCAGAGAAGCAGCGAUGCUGAGAGGAGAGGGGAGGGUUAAAAGCUGCUUUUGGCAUUUGUGGAAGGAGGGGAUGGGGUGAGGUGGCUGCCCUGUGAACACACACAUGGCAGUGUGUUCCUGUCACUCUUUAAACUGAGCACCAGGCACUCUGAGAGUGGGGAACAGGGAAUAAAACCAUCUCUUGGCACAAAAGAAAGGCAAGACCAAGUUAUGUAGGAGAGAGAUGAGAAGAAAAGAUGCACGAAGGGCUUCUCCCUUCUGAGGGCAAGUCAGUUCUUGAAAUCAGUUUGUCCAGCAACUUCAGGUCACCUGCUGAGUUAGCACAGGCCAUCUACUCCCCUUGCUUGUAGCUGAAAAAAAAAAGAACAAAAUCCUACUAUUUCACAACAUGGCCAAAUCUCAAUGGUGGACAGGGACCAGGUAUUUAAGAUUUUGAAGAUGGAGGUGCUCAACGGCUGCUGGGAUUUCCUGGCUUCUCAGGGAAGUCCCAAACUGUGCCAUAAGCUGAAAAGUGCUUAUAGGGAAGCUUGGUGGAAAUAAGAGGUCAACCUGACCAGUUGCUCACGGUCAUGAAAAUAUUCCAAAUGCUCUGUCUGAUACUCAGUUGCUGUUGCAAAUGUGAGGCAAUGUUUACCUCUACAAAACUUGCUGUAUGUGAUUUAAAGUGUCUGGUUAAAUAUUCUAUAGCUAUAUUUAGUUAAGAUUUUAAGAGCACUUGAUGUGACUCGUCUAAUAGUAUAUAUAUAUGAAUAUUUUUUUAAUAGUAGAAAUCAGUUUAAAACAUAGUUUUAAUAAUUUAAACUGUUUGGUUCAGGUAGUUUUAGGAAUUCAUCAGAGAAGAAGUAGCCAUUAACCACUACAUGAGUUUUUUACUUUAGUGUUCUGUGUAUCUUACACUGCAGAUUUAAUCUGAUUGUGACUGUAACGUGUCUUAGUAUCUGCUGCUAUUUUGUGUUGCCUAGUCAAACUUGCUUUGUUCAAGAGCAUUUUUAAAGGCUUAUUAUUUUUUUUGUUACAGAAAAUGCAAACAGAAAUGUUAUUACAGCUGUCUGCCUGUAGCUCACUGACUGCUUAAAGAGGCAGAGUGAGUCAGAGGCUUUUCCCUGUGUGCAUGUGGAGGGAAAGCCCUGCACAGAAUUGCAGCUGCUUUACUCCAGCCACAGCCCUGUCACCAGAGAUUAAUUACAUUUGAGAAGCCACAAGUCAGUGUGCCAUACUUACCUGCAGAACUAAGUACACAGAUAGCUUUGUAUUUGCAUUUUCCCCCGUUUUGUUCCCUGGAAGUUGCAGAGAUGACUGCAAACGCUUGUUCAGAACACUAAUAAMAUAAUCUAACAUCACUAACACCACUUUGUGAUACCCUAGUGUUUAUCUUAAGGCCAAACUUACUUGCAGRAGUCUGCAGGCACUAAUGAGGCUUGAAYAYACAGACACUAAUUAAUUCAAACACUUUGUUCAUAAYUGUUCCCUCUGAUUCCAUGUAUACAGUACAAUCUCUGCAGGGUGGUGGGCUGUGGUUUUUGUUGAAGAUUUAUCCUUGUUAGUUGAGUUUCUGAUGCUGCAGUUUGUAUGUGAGGAGGUAUCAGAACCGUGUGUUCAGUUUUGUGCAAUUGCUUUGAACUUUUUUUUAAAAAUGAAUUUGUCAUUGUGACCAAAGCUUCUUUUUAAGGAAAAAUUGAUUUGGUUUGAAUGGACUUCACGUGUUUCAGUAGAAACUGCCAUCAUUAAACAUGUCCUUGAA